This is a messenger RNA of Clunio marinus, 696 nucleotides long. Lineage: Eukaryota; Metazoa; Arthropoda; Insecta; Diptera; Chironomidae. The record is from the annotation of a GenBank genome assembly.
AUGGAAAAGAAGCGAAUAGAAGGUUUACUCUAUCCCCAAAUUUACUCAACAUUUUUAAUUAAUGGGGAAGAAUUUAAUAUUCAGGAUUUAACAGAGCGAUAUUAUAAGGACGCCCUAAGUUUGUUGACUGAAUAUCUAAUGCCAGAAGAAAACUUUUGUAAAUCUGUUCAAAUUCAUAAGAAUGAAGAAGCCAUGAAAGGUAUUAUUACCAGCUAUAUGAAGUUAUUUGAACAACGAAUGACACUAGCAUGUUUUAAGAAACAAACUGGAGAACUUGUUGCCGUAAAUGUUUUAGGAAUAACAAGAAGCGGAGAAACAAAAGAUGAUAUUACUGAUGAAGAUAUGAAGCUUUUACAAAAGAGUAAAAAAUUCACGAUGCAAGGAUUUGAUAUAUAUGAUACGUUCAAAACAGAUCAUUAUUUAAAUGGUUUUGGUUUGGGGGUAAAACCUAAUUAUCGUGGUCAUGGAAUUUCCGUGGAGCUUUUAAAAGCUCGAAUCCCAUUAAUGAAAUCUCUCAAUAUAAGAGUAAGUGGAACUUCAUUCAGCUCGAUUCAGGCACAAAGAGCUGCAGUUAAAGCAGGUUUCACAGAAGUCGCUUCUGUUAGCUAUGAUAAUGUAAAAAUUGCAUUUCCGAAGUUCGAUUUUUCUCGUGCUGCUGGAACUCAUUGUAAAUAUUUCAUUUUACUCAACGAAUAA